AUGACCGUAAACAGCAAGCUAACGAUCGGUGUCUUGUAUGACGACGGCGUUGUGAAGCCGCAUCCUAGUAUCGUAAGGGUUCUCGCGCAAGCUGCAGCUGCUCUUGCAGCUGAUGGUCAUGAGCUUGUGAUGUGGAAGCCCGACUUGCACGCUGAGUGCAUAGAGGUUAUGGAUGCCUACUUCACAGUCGAUGGAGGAGAAGACAUUCGUCGUGAUGUCGAGGCAGGAGGCGAGCCUUUUAUCCCGAGCGUGGAGAGGCUUGUGAACAGGGGAAAGCCAAUAUCAGUGUUUGAUUAUUGGCAACUUAACAAACGGAAGCGAGAGCUCCAGCAGGCCUAUUUGGAGAAGUGGAAUAACACCCACUCUAAGAAGGGAAAGACUGUGGACGCAAUUAUAAUGCCGGCUCUGCCACAUGCGGCUGUCCCUCACAACACUGUCAAGUGGGUGGGAUACACCAAAGUCUGGAAUCUUUUGGAUUAUACGGCUUUAGUCAUUCCGGGAGGAAAGGUUGAAGCUAGGGAUCUUGACGCAUUGUGGGAUCAUGAGCCGAGAAAUGAGCUGGACGAAUGGAACACCCGCCUUUGGGAGGAUCAUAUGCAAGAUAUGGUCAAGCACCAUCUCCCUGUGGAUAUACAGAUCGUGGGGCGGGUUUUGGAGGAGGAAAAGGUUUUGGCUGUUGGCAAGGUGCUAGAUGAUUUGUUGCGUACUCAUGUACUUGAGACAUGA
Fusarium musae is the source of this 726-nucleotide messenger RNA. RefSeq lists its product as uncharacterized. The record is from RefSeq and is a predicted model, not a curated record. NCBI's taxonomy places the organism in Eukaryota, Fungi, Ascomycota, Sordariomycetes, Hypocreales, Nectriaceae. The transcript has a single exon. Bases 1 to 726 code for a protein of 241 amino acids.